Messenger RNA from Nicotiana attenuata, 1539 nucleotides. Its product is annotated as protein SCARECROW-like. Lineage: Eukaryota; Viridiplantae; Streptophyta; Magnoliopsida; Solanales; Solanaceae. Gene Ontology annotation, cellular component: nucleus. The transcript has a single exon. The coding region runs from base 1 to 1539 and encodes 512 amino acids. Gene Ontology annotation, molecular function: DNA-binding transcription factor activity; sequence-specific DNA binding. Gene Ontology annotation, biological process: regulation of DNA-templated transcription. The record is from RefSeq and is a predicted model, not a curated record.
AUGUUGAAAGGAGGGUCUGAAGUAAUUCAUCAAAAUGGUGCUCUUGAUCAUAUUAUACAACAAUCCAAUGAACAAUGGGAUUAUGCUAGUUUUGUUGGUUUUCCUGGAAUUACCUCUGCCCCUAGUUAUCCCUCUAAGCCAAUCACCGAAAAUCGCGGCAAUAAUCCUGAAAGAAAUGAACUUUCCCGGUGGGUUGAGCAUGUGACAAGGCAACUUAUUGAAGAUUUGCCAGAAAAUGAAACCCAAGCCAUGACAUAUCAGGACAACAUUGUCCCUGCACUAUUGGGAGAGUUGAGGCCUAAAAAAGUUGCGCGAAGAAACUCUUCUGAGAACCUUGGACAACAACAUCAAUGGAACUCUCAUGAUCUCGCGACAGAUGAAAAUAAUAUGAACAGAAAUGAGACGGGAGCUAAAGGAAUGAAUGGACUAGAUGAUCAAGGAUUAAACUUGAUAACUCAUCUUUUGGAAUGUGCAGUUGCUAUAUCAGUAGAUAACUUGGGAGAAGCUCAUAGAAUGUUGCUUGAGCUAACACAAAUGGCAUCCCCCUAUGGACCAUCUUGUGCUGAGAGAGUAGUGGCUUACUUUGCAAAAGCAAUGGCUAGUAGAGUCAUCAAUUCAUGGCUAGGAAUAUGUUCUCCUUUGAUCAAUUACAAGAGUAUCCAUUGUGCAUUUCAAGUCUUUAACAACAUCUCACCAUUCAUAAAAUUUGCACAUUUCACAUCCAACCAAGCAAUUCUUGAAGCAUUCCAUCGUCGAGACAGAGUCCAUAUCAUCGAUGUGGAUAUCAUGCAAGGUCUACAAUGGCCGGCUCUGUUUCAUAUCCUCGCCACUCGGAUAGAAGGUCCUUCACAUGUUACAAUGACAGGAAUGGGGACAUCAAUGGAACUCUUGGUUGAGACAGGGAAACAGCUUUCCUGUUUCGCCAAACGCCUUGGCAUGUCCUUUGAGUUCCAUCCAAUUGGGAAGAAAAUAGGGGAGAUUGAUAUAUCCAUGUUGCAAAUUAGGAGAGGAGAGGCUAUAGCCAUACAUUGGCUACAACAUUCCUUGUAUGAUGCCACUGGCCCUGAUUGGAAAACAAUGAGACUUCUCCAAGAACUAUCGCCAAGAGUUAUCACACUAGUCGAACAAGAAAUACCACUAGGGGGUAGUUUCUUGGAUCGAUUCGUGGGAUCCCUCCAUUACUACUCCACGAUAUUCGACUCGUUGGGAGCUUUCUUGCAAAGUGAUGAUUCGAGCAGGCAUAGUGUUGAACAUGGCCUGCUUUACAGAGAAAUCAAUAACAUAUUAGCCAUUGGAGGGCCAGCAAGAAAUGGGGAGGAUAAAUUUAAGCAUUGGAGAAGUGAACUGUCAAGAAAUGGGUUCAUGCAAGUGCCAAUGAGUACAAAUGCAAUGGCUCAAGCUCAAUUGAUAUUGAAUAUGUUCCCACCAGUUCAUGGUUAUAGCUUAGUGCAAGGUGAUGGAACAUUAAAGUUAGGGUGGAAGGAUACUAGUUUGUAUACUGCAUCUGCAUCUGCAUGGACUUCUCCAAAUUCUAGAUAG